CUUCUCCGUACCUUGACUACACUACAUCUCAUGGCUCUUGAUCCCCAUCGUGUUGCCUCCGAUUGGCUUGCAGCCUGUUCAUCUGCGUUGAACCGUGCGGAGGUUGAUGCUGUCGUGCAGCUUUUCCUUCCGGACGGCUGGCUCCGGGAUCUCCUCGUGUUUACCUGGGACGUUCGCUCUCUGGCAGGCCGCGAGAAGAUCGCGGCAUAUCUAGCCAACACGCUGUCCCCGGCGAAGAUCACAGAAGUCAAGCUGAACGAGAUCCCGGGUCUAGCUCCUGGAGCCAUCGUCAUCCCACAGCUUAGCGGUGCGCAGGCUGUAGAGCUUGCGUUCACCUUUGAAUGUCGUCAGGGGCAUGGUCGUGCGCAUGCUCGCCUACUCAAGGACGCCAAUGGAAAGUACAGGGCCUUUUCGCUUCUGACCGAGCUGUCGGACUUGCGUGGCCACGAGGAGCUCAGCACGCUGGCGCUCCGGGACGAUGUCACUGGUAUUCCUGGCAGGAAUAUGCAGCAGGAGUGGCGAAACUGGGUGGAGGAGGUGGAGACUAAGCCCUAUGCGCUAAUCAUUGGUGCUGGACAAACGGGCCUUCACAUGGCCGCACGCUUCAAGCAGAUGAACAUCCCAGCUCUAGUGAUAGAACGCAAUGUUCGUGUGGGCGACAUCUGGAGGAAGCGAUAUCCGACAUUGACCCUCCAUACAGUGAAGAGACACCAUACCCUGCUGUACCAGCCAUUCCCCACCAAUUGGCCCGAGUACACGCCAAGAGAUAGAAUCGCGGAUUGGCUCGAACUAUAUGUCAUAAUGCAAGACCUGGUCGUAUGGACGAGCGCAGAGAUCAAGGGCCACCCCAAGUACAGCAUCGAGACCAAGGACUGGGAUGUAACAAUCUUCCGCGAAGGCUUCGAAGUGAAGCUGCGCCCCGCUCACAUCGUCCUCGCUACCGGGACGCUAGGUGAACGCAACAUACCGAACGUGCCGGACAUCGACCGUUUCCACGGCCAGGUCGUGCACUCACAGGACUACCAGGGAGGCGCGGAGCACGCAGGCAAGCAUGCCGUGAUCGUUGGGGCGGGAAAUAGCUCCAUCGACGUCUGCCAGGACCUCGUUUUCCAAGGCGCCGCGUCCGUGACGAUGAUCCAACGCUCGUCGACGUGCGUCAUGUCGCGGGAGUACAUCGCGCGCCGACAGCGCGCCACCUUCCUUGAGGACCUCCCCCUCGAGAUAUCGGACUUCAAAUGGGCGUCGCUUCCGUUCGGGCUGCUGAAGAAAUUGAACAUCGCAACCCAGCAAGCGGCAUGGGAGGAGGAUAAGGAGUUGCAUGAUAAGCUGCGGAAGGGUGGUGUCAAAUUGAACAUGGGCCCAGAGGGGGAAGGGCUCUAUCUGUUAGUGAUGGAGCGAGGAGGGGGCUACUGGCUAGACAAGGGUGGUGCAGAUCUCAUUGAGGACGGGAGGAUCAAGGUCAAGAACGGCGUUACGGUCGAGAAGUUCACCGAGAACGGCGUCGUAUUCAGCGACGGGUCCCAGCUUCCCGCUGACGUCGUAAUCUUCGCAACCGGCUACACCAACAUGCGCGAGAACAACAAGGAGUUAUUUGGAGAAGACGUUAUCGGUAUUACAGAUGAAGUGUAUGGGCUUGAUGAGGAAGGCGAACUUAGGGGUAGCUAUCGCCCCUCGGGGUAUCCCGGGCUCUGGUUCGCUAGUGGCGAUUUCUACAUAUCUCGCGUCAUGUCGAAGACCUUAGCACUCCAGCUCAAAGCGAUUCAGCUCGGCCUUCUCAAGCACAAUGGCCGCAGAGACGGACAGCAGUGGAGCGGCCCAUGAACGUACCCAUUGUUAGAUACAGUGCUGUAUUGUACUCCGGUGUAUACCCAUGCAGGUAAUGAAGCAAAUUAUCCCUGUGACUGCGAUGCAAUAGCGAUGUACAGUAGACGACAACUACAGAACUGGCUGGAGAGCAUUGUAAAGCGAAUAGCUAGUGUCCGAGACAUGGCCAUAGUAGGCCGCUUGCGGCUGCGCCUGAACCACCUCCUCAUCACUUGUCUCAUCGGGCCCCAGCAAAAUCCGCGCAUCUUCCGCCUCGGGCUCAGCUGGGUCAACCACGAGCUCGCGGAGAAUAUCCGUCAGAUCAGGGCGCACGGCUUCCAUCUCCCGUAUCCACUUCUGACUGACCAUCCAUCUCGCGACGCCCUUCGGCGGGAGGAAGAACCCGUCCUUGGGCGGCCCCUCGCGGCGCACGCGUCGCCCCACCCCGCGCUUCGGCCUGAAGCUCUUGUCAAUCCUGUCCUGGUUGUCGAGGAUCGCGUAGAAGCGGAGCAGGCGCGAGCUGCGCCAUGAGAGUCCGCGCGUGCGGAAGACCUGCAUCGUCUCUGUGCUGCCGCCCAUGGGCGCGGGCUCCUCGCCGUCUGAUUCCUCGGAGGACAUGCAACCCUGUUGCAGCGCGCUGUCGAAGGCUGGCUGGGAGAAAGCGCCGACAUUGUUGCGUGCCUCUGUACGGUUGGCAAGCUUGGUCUUCUUCCUGUGCAACCGACGCGCCUUGAGUGCCUUGUGGUCCUCGCGUCUCUGAAGCUUAGAUGCGGCUGUGGCGUCGCCUUGAGACUUGUACUUCUGCCGAAGCGUGGUGAAGACCUGCUCGAAGGCCGCUUCGAGAGUCUUCUUUUGGAAGUCGUUGUCUGGAACGUGCUUGUACUUGUGCCGAUUGGCCUUGAUGUCGCUCACGAUGCGCUUCUUCAUAGUCGCGUUGACGGCAGAUUGCUUCGUUGUUCGCGUCCACACGAAGCGCACAGGUUCAGUCACUGCCGGGAUGACGCCCUCGAAUGCGCUGGCCGGGAGGUCUUCGCCGUGCUUCAGUUUCAUCAUCUUCCGUAUGUGGAUACGUAGAGCAUGAUGGAUAGUAAGACAGCGGUCGUCAUGUCCGUUCUUUCGGCGCAAAGGUCGAUCAGUCGGAGGCGCGUCCGAAUCUUCCGAAUCACUGGAGUAAUCCGUGUCGUCCUCCAGGACGCGGCGAGGCCGCUUGCGCGUAUCCCGUCCUAGUUCCGGUGUAGCGGUGCGGGAGUUUGUUGGGCUACCGUCCGACUGAGGGGUCAGCGGGCCCUGGAAUGCAUAGAUAGAAGGCGUAGGGGCCGAGACAGAGGGCGAGGGGGACUCUUGGAUAACAUAGAGGGCGUCCGUGCCAUGGGCGGAUAAAGGACGAGAAGAUGCGCCCUGCACGAACAUAGGCAUAGGUUGCGCCACUGAGAUGUGCUGGGACGCGAGAGACGCAUGAGGCAUGGGUGAAUGCGAGAAAGGCUCAGGUGCCGGAGAAACCGGCUCAAUGCGCGCUGUCGUCGGUAUGGUUCCAAAUGACCUCUCCUGUACUUCGGCUGGAGGAGCCAGGCUAGGGUGCAUGCUGAUGUACGCCUUGAGCAUAGAUAGUUCCUGCUGGACGGUCUCGAGACGCUGCUCCAUCUGCGCCUGCACCUGGGCAGCCCUCGCCUCUUGUUCGCGCUCCCAUGCAAUGCGGCGCCGGCUUUCCGCGGUAGCCGCAUUCUUGGCACUGGCUAUUACGCGAUACAACUCGUGAACUACGGGAGGAGCAUGACGAGGUGGGGGCGGCGGUGGUUGAAUGACGGGAGCAGCUUGUGUAGGAGGAGGUGGCUCUUGCGGUACCAUAGCAAGCUCAAGCUCGCUACGAUGCGGAGCAGUUGGCUGAGGCACCUGAGCAUGGC
Molecule: messenger RNA, 3704 nt
Organism: Dichomitus squalens LYAD-421 SS1
Lineage: Eukaryota; Fungi; Basidiomycota; Agaricomycetes; Polyporales; Polyporaceae
Product: dimethylaniline monooxygenase (N-oxide-forming)
Exons: 11
Coding region: 31-1821 (596 amino acids)
Molecular function (GO): N,N-dimethylaniline monooxygenase activity; NADP binding; flavin adenine dinucleotide binding
Source: RefSeq, a predicted model, not a curated record